Necator americanus (New World hookworm) is the source of this 945-nucleotide messenger RNA. RefSeq lists its product as uncharacterized. The transcript is spliced from 2 exons. The record is from RefSeq and is a predicted model, not a curated record. The coding region runs from base 1 to 945 and encodes 314 amino acids. NCBI's taxonomy places the organism in Eukaryota, Metazoa, Nematoda, Chromadorea, Rhabditida, Ancylostomatidae.
AUGGACAACAUAGACGAGGAAUAUGACCGGCUCGUUGAACACCUUCACGACUGCACGCAGAGGGCUGAGAGUUUUAAAACCACCAAGAGACAUCCUUCUCUUAAAACUCUUGAGCUGAUACGCCAGCGUGAAGCAGCACGAGCCGCAGGGAACCAAGAACUCACAGGCGGGGAAAAGCAUCCACUAUGCCCGUCGAGACUUCGCCAGUCGCAAGACAAGGAUGACUGCUCUCCUGAACCCAAAGGGAACAGCCAUUGCAUCAAGAAGGGGAUGGAGAAUAUCAUCUACGACUUCUACUCUGAUCUCUUCGACACCUACGUCCACUUGCCUCCUGACCAUCUGAUGGAAGACAGACAUGUCAUUCCAGAGGUUCUCCCGUCCGACAUACGACAUGCUAUCAUGUCGGUAAGAAAUCGUACGGCACCCGGUCCCGACAGAAUAAGACCAGAACAACUGAAGAACCUUCCGCCAGUACUCAUCAACACCCUAGCGAGGCUCUUUACACGUUACCUGUCGGAAUGCAAGGUUCCUAAACAGUGGAAGACCAGCAAGACCGUGUUGCUGUAUAAAAAGGGAGAUCCACAUGACAUCGGCAACUAUCGCCCAAUCUGCUUACUGUCCGGUCUUCAGCUGAAUCUAGACAAGACGAUUUUCAUGCGUAACGGAUGGGUCUCGGAUGCCCAAUUCUCGCUCAACGGAACGAACUUAUCCGAUUGCACCAACUACGUUUAUCUGGGUCGGGAAUUGAACAUGAUGAACGACCUGGCUACUGAGCUGGGCAGGAGGAGACGAGCGGCUUGGGGAGUGUGUAAGAGCAUCGAGGAUGUAGUGAAGAAGACCAAGAACACACGGCUCCGUGCUCAUCUCUUCAACACCACCGUAUUUCCUGCUUUGACCUAUGGUUCGCAAACCUGGGCAUUUCGCAAGCAGGAAAAAACGCGGUGA